AUGAUUUGCCUUGCUGUCAUUGCAUCAGACUCUUCACCCGACGUAUCUGAGCAUGCCCAUCAACAACUGCAGAUCGACUUGUAUCGUGAGAAACUGGUACAAUGUCUGGUGAUGGGAGAGUACACUCAAGGUGGCGACUAUGCGCUAGAGACGUUCAUGAACUACGUCUACGUCGAAUUCCGGAUACACGAUGAUGCUCAGAAGGACAUUUGGUUCUUGCUGGGACUCGAGAUGAACCUAGCCAAGCGUAUGGGCUAUCACAGAGAUCCGAAACAUUUCCCGGACAUCACCCCACUCAAGGCAGAGAUGAGGCGCAGAGUAUGGGCAACUGUCUUACUAGGCGACAUCCUGAUCUCAGGUCAGAUGGGAAUGCCCCGCAUGGUACGAGAUGGCGAGUUUGACACAGCUGAGCCUCGAAAUCUGAACGACGAAGACAUGAACGAAGAAAUGGCGAGUCUACCACCACCGAGGCCAGAGACUGAGCACACAACAGCCCUAGGGAUCAUUGCCCGAAGGAGACUUCUGAUCGCCCUUGGGACUAUCUCCGACCUUACGGCAUCCCUCAGCCCAUGCAGUUACGCGGACAUAAUGCGAUUUGACGGAACUCUUGAGAAAGCAUACAGCAGCAUGCCUCCACCACUACAUAUGAAAUCAAUGGCGUCUAGCGUCACUGACCCCCCUCAAGUAAUCAUGGCCCGCCUGUUCCUUCGCCAUAUGUUCUGUAAGGGAAAAAUCAUGCUACAUCGCCGGUUUCUCUUUACAAAGGCGGCCGUUGAGACUAAAGACGCGACCUCAUACUCAAGAACGGCCUGCCUUGAUGCAGCUCUCGGGAUGUUACACAUUCAGCAGAUCCUUGACGAAGAAACCUGUCCUGGUGGUCAGCUGUUCAUGAUGCACUGGCGGAUAGGCUCGAUUAUGAAUCACCACUUCCUGACAGCCACCAUGGUUCUCUGCUCUCUUAUUCAUCGGAAACAGACCCUGAACCAAGAGGAUGAGGUAGUGGCUGCUUUAAGGAUAGCUCGCAGCGUAUGGAUGAGAAAGGCCGAUGGUUCGGCUGAAGCGGAAAAGGCCGUACAAGCAGUCAGCAUUGUUCUUGCACGAACCGGAGGUCCAAGGUUUGAUACUGCCCUCUUAGCCGAUCGACAUGGUCCAAUGGCGUCUCAGGGAGAUGAUUUCCUUGGAGGCUUUGUGGGAGACCAAGCAACGUUCGAGCAAACCUUCUUGGUCGAAGCCUUUAUGUCAGAUGAAAACGAGAAAGGCAUGGAAGCUUCCGCACCUGUCACACCCAAUAACGACGACUUGUCAAUGGGGACACUUUAUAGCGAACAAACUGGAGAGCCAUUCGACCAUGAGGAGCCAACCCUGAAUGAAUGGAUGUUUAUGAGUGACCAAGGACAGUAUCAGGAAUAA
This is a messenger RNA of Colletotrichum godetiae, 1410 nucleotides long. RefSeq lists its product as uncharacterized. Gene Ontology annotation, molecular function: DNA binding; zinc ion binding. Gene Ontology annotation, biological process: DNA-templated transcription. The record is from RefSeq and is a predicted model, not a curated record. Lineage: Eukaryota; Fungi; Ascomycota; Sordariomycetes; Glomerellales; Glomerellaceae. The transcript has 2 exons. Bases 1 to 1410 code for a protein of 469 amino acids.